Molecule: messenger RNA, 705 nt
Organism: Hyposmocoma kahamanoa
Lineage: Eukaryota; Metazoa; Arthropoda; Insecta; Lepidoptera; Cosmopterigidae
Product: N-acetylneuraminate lyase-like
Exons: 5
Coding region: 1-705 (234 amino acids)
Biological process (GO): N-acetylneuraminate catabolic process
Cellular component (GO): cytosol
Molecular function (GO): N-acetylneuraminate lyase activity
Source: RefSeq, a predicted model, not a curated record
AUGAUAUUUGAAGAUGUGGACGAGAAAAUUACACGCUCGCCUGAAGAAUACUUGUUCACGCUUGAGGAUAUUCAGGCAAAAUACACUGAAGAGAAGAAAGCCGACGCAAUAAUGACUCUACCAGAGAUCUACUACAAGCCCCGUAAUGUGGAUUCACUUGUAUCCUACCUGGAAGAUGUGUCCCACGCCGCGCCCUCCCUCCCGCUCCUGUAUUACCACUUUCCUAUGAUGAGUGGAGUGAAUGUGAACAUACCAGAAUUUUUCUCGCUGGCUUCAUCCAGAAUCCCGAACUUUAAAGGUAUGAAGGCAGAUCUGGACGCAGCAAUGCAAGUUAACGACUUACUGCGUGACGAUCAGAAGAUUUUCAUCGGAAACCACAUGAUUUCCCCGGCAGUGCUUCUCGGUCACGAGUCCAGCAUUGCGACUGUCACUAACAUGUUACCGGAUCUGGUUCAGGGUAUAGUGGCCGCGUCUAAGAAAGGCGACGUUGCGAGUGUCAGAGAUCAACAAAUGAGGAUGAAUAGAAUUGUUGACGCUAUAACUUCUCAAGGUGAAUUCCUACCAUCAAUGAAAGCUGCGAUGUACAUGAUGACAGGCAUCAGAGUUGGUAAGCCUCGCCGACCGAUGGCAGCACUCGACGAGAAACGUGUGCGCGUCAUCAAAGACAACCUUAAGAAUCUUUUAACGACGACUUUUGACUUUUGA